AUGAUGUCAUCCAAUACUGGUAUUUUACGUACACCUGAUUCCGUUUUCAUCGAUCUAUUAGAUUACCCAUUUAAACCAAAUUAUAUUUAUCUAUCAAAUCCAGGCGAUAUAGGAGAUGGAGAAACAAAAUUACGUUUACAUUAUUUAGAUGAAGGAGAUAAGAAUAGUAGAGAAACAAUUUUGUUACUACAUGGUGAACCAAGUUGGAGCUACUUGUAUCGUCAUUUUAUACCACUGUUAAAACAAUAUCGAGUAAUUGCUAUGGACUUAAUCGGAUUUGGAAAAUCGGAUAAACCAGUAAAGAAGGUCGAUUAUACCUACCAAAGACAUGUUAACUGGAUAAAAGAAGCAAUUGAAUGUUUAAAUUUAAAUAAUAUUACAUUGUUUUGUCAGGAUUGGGGUAGUUUGAUUGGUUUACAAUUAGUUGGCACAAAUGGAAUAAGUAAUCGUUUUGCACGUGUUGCUGUUGGCAAUGGUGGAUUACCAACAGGUGAUCAGCAAAUUUCCGAUGCCUUCUUUCGAUGGCAACAAUUUGCAUCGGAACAAACUAAAAUGGAUGUUGGCUCAAUAAUACAACGUGCAGUUUUAAGAGAAAUGAAGCCAGCCGAAAUUGUCGCCUAUAAUGCUCCAUUUCCAGAUGAAAAGUUUCAAGCUGGUGCAUUAGUAUUUCCACAACUGGUACCAACAACACCUGAUGAUCCAUCAUCGCAAUAUAAUCGUGAUGCAUGGGAGAAUUUGCAAACAUUUAAUAAACCAUUUUUAACUUUAUUUUCCGAUUCAGAUCCUAUCACAGCUGGUGCAGAGAAAUUUUUACAAAUGUUAAUACCCGGGGCUAAGAAUCAAGCACAUGCUACAAUUACUCAAGCUGGUCAUUUUUUACAAGAAGACCAGCCACAGAAUAUUGUUCAACAUCUCGUCAAGUUUAUUAACGAUAAUCCAUUGCCUAACUAUUCGAAACUGUAG
Messenger RNA from Rotaria socialis, 963 nucleotides. The record is from the annotation of a GenBank genome assembly. NCBI's taxonomy places the organism in Eukaryota, Metazoa, Rotifera, Eurotatoria, Philodinida, Philodinidae.